AUGGAGUCUCAAGCCAUUUAUCGUGCUAGACGGAAACGUGAUAAAUCCGAAGAGAGAAGGGCCCGUAAGGCUGAGAAACGACGUAUAAAGGAAGAGGAAGAAGCUCGACGUGUUGCUGAGCUUAGUAUAUAUAGCGCGACCGACAACCCAUUCCACGACGUAAAUCUUGACCAACAAUUCAAUUGGCAUAAAAAGAACGAAAUGGAACGCAAGAAAGGCCUCACUUUGGCUGAAUCCCAGAGGAGGGAUGCUAUACGGAGACAAGAGGCGAAAGAAGAGCUCGAGCGGCUAAACAGACGCCGUGCUGAGAGGGAAGUGGAAGCAAGGCUGAGGGAGGAAGAGGAACUAAGGAUGUCGAGGCUCCAAGAAUCAGCACAAAUGUCUGAAUGGCUAUCCAAAGACGGAGACUUCCAGUUGGAACAGGAAAGAAGAAGAGCAGCUAUUCGAAUAAAAGAAAAGAGGGCGAAAGCCAUUGAUUUUCUAGCGUUAAAUUUGAAGUAUGUCAAUCCUCCGAAUGACGAGGAAGAGAAGGAAGAGGAUGAAGAGGAAGCCGGCCUUGAGAUCGAUCUCGACGAGCCAUAUAACAUUUUUGAUAAUUUAUCAUCUGAUCAAACUCACGAAUUACACAACGAUAUUGAACGUUACCUUGGUUUGGAAACAUCUGAAGUUAAUAUUGACUUCUGGACGAAUAUGAUGGUGGUUUGCAAGGACCGUUUGGACCGUAUCCAAUCCGAUAAACGCAUGGGUGUUGAAGCUGCCGCCGCCGUGGAAGCUGAUAUAGCAGCAUUGCUAGCCGGAAAGUCCUAUGACGAACUGUCAUCUUUACAACGACGUAUCCAGGAAAAGCUUACAAGCGGAGAACCUGUCGAUACCGACUAUUGGGAGGGCUUAUUGAAAAAGCUAUUAGUUUGGAAGUCAAAGGCAAAACUUAGAAGUCUACACGAAGUUGUAGUUCGCAAUAGGCUCGAACAAUUGAGAAAACGCCAACGCGACGAAGCUUUACAGGCUCAAGAAGAACUUCUUGCUGGUGUCGCACGUUCUGCAAUUCGAAGACAUGCUGCUGAGCCUGUUGUCGAGAUGGGAGCUAUUGAAGAAGUGAUACCUACGGAAGAUAUUGAAAAGUACGACCGCGCGAUGAGCCCUCCCAUGAUAGAUAUAACCAAGUUGGCGCAAGACGAGCGGGAGAUCGACAUUUUGAUUGAUAAAGAGGACCGCCGAGCAUUGUUUGAGCAACGUAGAGCUGUUGCUGCUUCCCGCUUCGUUCCCAAAGCUGCUCAGGCUGCUCCUGUCGAAGUUGAAAACGAAGAAGCAGCCGCAAGUAGCGCAGACCUCGCGUCGGAAGCCCUCUACAGGGCAGAAGCAGAGAAAGAUCUUGAUGAAGAGGAAGAAUUGUUCAAUUUAGAGGAAAACAUCACUAAUCCAACAAGUUACAACUGGGAAGAUAAAUAUCGGCCUCGAAAACCAAGGUACUUCAAUCGCGUUCACACUGGUUAUGAGUGGAACAAGUACAAUCAGACACAUUACGACACCGAUAACCCCCCACCAAAAGUUGUUCAAGGAUACAAGUUUAACAUAUUCUAUCCUGACCUCAUUGACAAAUCGAAGGCGCCUACAUACAAAAUUGUCAAAGAGCCAGGCAAUGACGAAACCGUACUAUUACAUUUUAGUGCAGGGCCUCCUUACGAAGAUAUCGCAUUCCGCAUUGUUAACCGUGAAUGGGAAUUCUCGCAUAAACGGUAA
This is a messenger RNA of Psilocybe cubensis, 1740 nucleotides long. RefSeq lists its product as uncharacterized. The coding region runs from base 1 to 1740 and encodes 579 amino acids. The transcript is spliced from 7 exons. Gene Ontology annotation, biological process: mRNA cis splicing, via spliceosome. Gene Ontology annotation, molecular function: protein binding. The record is from RefSeq and is a predicted model, not a curated record. Gene Ontology annotation, cellular component: cytoplasm; spliceosomal complex. NCBI's taxonomy places the organism in Eukaryota, Fungi, Basidiomycota, Agaricomycetes, Agaricales, Agrocybaceae.